Molecule: messenger RNA, 1092 nt
Organism: Syzygium oleosum
Lineage: Eukaryota; Viridiplantae; Streptophyta; Magnoliopsida; Myrtales; Myrtaceae
Product: probable caffeine synthase 4
Exons: 4
Coding region: 1-1092 (363 amino acids)
Biological process (GO): methylation
Molecular function (GO): S-adenosylmethionine-dependent methyltransferase activity
Source: RefSeq, a predicted model, not a curated record
AUGGAAGUGAAAGAAGUCCUCUUCAUGAGCAAAGGACACGGAGAAGAUAGCUACGCUCACAACUCAACCUAUGCGCAAAAGGUUGCAUCUUUAGCCAAGCCCGUGAUAGCGAACACGGUUGAUUCUCUACUCGAGGAAUGUUUUUUCCCAUGCAAGCUUCUAAAUGUUGCUGAUUUGGGCUGUGCUUUGGGUCCUUGCCCGGUAACUUUCAUGUCGACCGUCAUAGAGAGUGUACAGAAGAAGCAUGCGCUCUCAAAUUGCCCGUCACCUGAAUUCCAAUUUUAUUUGAACGAUCUUCCCGGGAAUGAUUUCAACACGUUGUUCCAAAGCCUGUCUAACUUCUCGCAAAACUAUGAAAGCUUAUCGUGCUCUAUAAUGGGAGCUCCGGGUUCUUUCCAUGGAAGGUUCUUCCCUAGAAACUGCUUGCACCUUGCUCAUGCCUCCUAUAGCGUCCAUUGGUUAUCUCAGGUACCAAAUCUCACGAGCGAAGAAGGCUUCCCGUUGAACAAGGGAAGGAUCUACAUUUCGGAGACCAGCCCCCGCGUGGUGAAGGAUGCCUACUUGGCUCAGUUCCAAGCAGAUGUAUCAACAUUUUUGAAGUUCCGCAGUGAAGAGAUGGUCGAUAACGGUCGCCUCGUGUUGGUACUUCACGGGAGGAAAGAUAAGGACUUCGCGAGCCUAAACAGCUACAUCAUUUGGGAAAAACUUGGAGAGGCAAUUGCUGAUUUGGUUUCAGAGGGGUUCGUUGAGGAAGAGAAACUAGACACUUUAAACGUGCCGUAUUACACGGCAUCUUUAGAAGAAAUUCGAGGCAUAGUCAAUGAAGAAGGGUCCUUCCAGAUCGAACAUAUGGAGAUAAUCGAAAUCGAUGUUGGGGGAACCUCGCUGGACAAGGAUCCUCAUAGCAAAGGAAGAAAGCUGGCUAAACGUGCCAGAUCUUUCACCGGUUCCAUAAUCUCGCACCAUCUUGGCGAGGAAAUCAUGGAUAAGCUCUAUGGCGAAAAGCUUCCCAUCUUCAUUGGUGAUGAUUUGGCUAAGGGUAGAAAGAAGGGAGUUAGCAUAAUUGCUGUGCCCAAAAAGCACGUCCCAUGA